CCCCAAGAAACAGUGCGCCCGUCCCCAUUUCACCUAUGACCUGCGCGGUCCGUGUAUUCACCUAAUUCGUUUACCUCACGACCCGACGCGACGCUCCGCCCUACACGCUGAGGAUAGAACCGAUAAGUCUACGUUUUGCAAAACCAAAGGUGUGCUAACAGGUAUGGAUGGUCCACAAACAUCCCAGGUGCUCCAACACCUGUCUACCUACCUGCCACCUGCUGCCACCUGGGUGCACCUGGUGGGGUUCACCUGCCUUGCUGUUCUUGUUGUUCACCUGUCGAUCAGAAUCCUGCGGUUCGUUUCCUGGCAGAUUAAGAUGAGGAACAGUGUGAAGCAGUUCACAGCGCCACCCAAACAUUGGCUAUUUGGCCAUGUGAAGGUGGCGCCUAUGAACGAGCAAGGGUUUCAGACCAGGUUGGAAUGGAUGAAGGCAUACAGUGCUCACUACUUGCCAUUCUGGAUUGGUCCGUUUACUGUUUUCAACAAUUGUAACCACCCAGAUACUAUCAGGACUAUACUUGGAACAGCAGAGCCAAAAAGCAUGACGUACAGGUUCCUUGGACCAUGGCUUGGGGAUGGCCUGCUCACCAGCAAAGGCAGUAAGUGGCACAGGAACCGCCGACUGCUGACUCCCGCCUUCCACUUCGAGAUCCUCAAGCCCUACGUCACACUGUUCUCAGAGUCCACAAACGUCUUGAUUGACAAGUGGAGCAGAGUUGCUGCAGGCUCCUCCGUGGAACUGUUUGAUCACGUGAGCCUGCUGACGUUGGACAGCAUGCUGAAGUGCAGCCUUGGUUACCGCAGCGACUGUCAAACUGACGGACAGUCAACUCCUUACAUCAGGGCUGUUUAUGAGCUGUCCCGCCUCGUUUUGGAACGGAUCCAGUUCUUCCCUUACCACUUUGACUUCAUCUACAACCUGAGUCCCAGUGGCCGCAGGUUCCGCGAACAGUGUGACAUCGUGCAUGGAAUCUCCGAACACCUCAUCCGGCAGCGGAAGAAGGCGCUUCAAGAUGGCGAUGCUAGAGAAGAACAACGCAGGAAGUACCUGGACUUUCUGGACAUUCUCCUGCAAGCCAAGGAUGAGGAUGGCACAGGCCUGACGGACGCGGAGAUCCGAGACGAGGUGGACACGUUCCUGUUCGAGGGUCAUGACACCACGGCCAGCGGGAUCUCCUGGGCCCUGUACCACCUGGCCAAACACCCGGAGUACCAGGACAGGUGCAGGAGGGAGGCGGAAGGGCUGCUGCAGGGACGCACGGAGAUGACGUGGGAAGACUUGAGUAAACUGCCCUUCAUCACCAUGUGCAUUAAGGAAAGCCUGAGGAUCAGGCCCCCAGUUCCAAACAUUUCCCGAAGUCUCACCAAAACGCUGACUUUCCCGGACGGGAAAACCUUGCCCGAAGGAUCACUUGUAACUGGAAGGAUCAUAGUCACACAUCACAACCACCUGAUCUGGCAAGACCCUGAGGUCUAUGAUCCCCUGCGCUUUUCUCCGGAAAGGUCCAAAGACAGACAUCACCAUGCUUUUGUCCCCUUCUCUGCUGGACCGAGGAACUGCAUUGGCCAGAAUUUCGCCAUGAACGAGAUGAAAGUGGCGGUGGCGCUGAUCCUCCAGCGUUUCCGCCUGGAGCUGGACGAGACCAAACCUUCGCCGUUCUUCCUGCAGCAGCUCAUCCUACGGGCAAAGGAUGGGAUCUGGAUCAAACUUACACCCAAUAACUGAAGGGAUCUGGAUCAAACUUACACCUAAUAACUGAAGGGAUCUGGGUCAAACUUACACCCAAUAACUGACAGGAUCUGGGUCAAAAUUACACCCAAUAACUGAUGGGAUCUGGGUCAAACUUACACCCAAUAACUGAAGGGAUCUGGAUCAAACUUACACCCAAUAACUGACAGGAUCUGGGUCAAAAUAACACCUAAUAACUGAAGGUAUCUGGAUCAAACUUACACCUAAUAACUGAAGGAACUGGGUCAAACUUACUCCCAAUAACUGAAGGGAUCUGGGUCAAACUUACUCCCAAUAACUGACAGGAUCUGGGUCAAACUUACACUUAAUAACUGAAGGGAUCUGGGUCAAAUCAUAUUCCCAGUAACUGGGGAAUAUGGAUCCAGCUUACAACCAAUAACUAUGUGGACAUGAACCUUGCUUUCACCCAAUAAGGGAUCUAAAUCUAGCUAGCGUUCAGCCAACGUAUUAUGAAUCUGGAUCUACAAUGUAACUUGCAGUCAACAGGAUCCCGAUCAAACUUACAAUAAGAAAUGUUGGUCGUGCAUCCAGUAACUAAAGCGAUCUGAUGUUUGCUUACACCCAAUGAAUUACGGUGAUAAAUAAAGAGGUCUGGAUCAAACUUACAGUUACACCCAAGAA
Molecule: messenger RNA, 2374 nt
Organism: Branchiostoma floridae (Florida lancelet)
Lineage: Eukaryota; Metazoa; Chordata; Leptocardii; Amphioxiformes; Branchiostomatidae
Product: leukotriene-B4 omega-hydroxylase 3-like
Exons: 13
Coding region: 164-1729 (521 amino acids)
Molecular function (GO): oxidoreductase activity, acting on paired donors, with incorporation or reduction of molecular oxygen; iron ion binding; monooxygenase activity
Source: RefSeq, a predicted model, not a curated record